GAUAGUCCUGCGCUUCGAUAACCGCACCGCUCAACGCUUCACACAACUGCAGCCAUCGCCGUUUUACGGGCACGUGUAUAGUACAAAAAGUUCCAUUAUUAAUUGACUGUACAUCUGUGUUCCAAGGCCUGCAAAUGGAGUCCGAGUCGUUUUAUGGUGUCACACUCAGCGAGAAGGAGGCCAUCGCACAGUUCGAAGUCCCGGAUGUGCCCGAGGAGUAUAUCGUCCACUCGCACAAGCUCAUCAUCAAACAGAUUUCCCUCGGCCCCGAGGCAAAGACCGGCGAAUUCAACGUUGUACAGGCGGAGACGAACAUAAACGACGAUGGCGAGAAGAAGACGGUGAAGAUCCCCAUUGCCGUGCUGAAGGUCGGCGAGACCCGUAGCUUAAGGCCAAAUGUCGAGUUCCCCAACGGAUCAGUGACCUUCAAACUGGUGCAGGGAACUGGACCCGUCUACGUCUGCGGCAAGGUGGAGAUGAACUUUGGCGAGUUUGACGACGGUCAGAUUUACGAGGAGUAUUCUGACGAGGAGGAGGAUAGCGAACUGGAAUUCGACGAAGAAGCAGCUCCUCAGACGAACGGCAAGAGUAAUAAGAAGAAGUAGAAAUACAUUACACUCCAGUAAGCUAACUAAAUGAUCCGAAAAAAUAAAAACUUUAAUAAGGUAACGAAAAUAAAGCUGAGAGCGCUUUUCUAAAGACUUCAAUAAUGUAAAGAAACCCCAUAAACAGACACCAUCCAAUUA
This is a messenger RNA of Drosophila yakuba, 746 nucleotides long. RefSeq names its product nucleoplasmin-like protein. Gene Ontology annotation, cellular component: cytoplasm; nucleoplasm; nucleolus. Gene Ontology annotation, biological process: chromatin remodeling. Lineage: Eukaryota; Metazoa; Arthropoda; Insecta; Diptera; Drosophilidae. The transcript has 4 exons. Gene Ontology annotation, molecular function: RNA binding; chromatin binding; histone binding. Bases 135 to 605 code for a protein of 156 amino acids. The record is from RefSeq and is a predicted model, not a curated record.